UCCCUGCCCGAUGGGUCUACAUUCAUCCCUGAAUGUCGUCGGGUACUGUUCACUUCCCCGCCAUUCUUGUAACCGUCACCUGUAAUCCGCGCAGGUGUGUCCGCACCCCCUGGAGUGGACGAGAAAGAAAGGAUUUCUCGGAGCAACCCCCCUGGUUCCAGACCCAGGAGUUCACUUUCCCGUCUGAGCAUUCGAUGGGUCGUCUGAGGGUUCGCCGCGGUUCAUUGCUUUGCUUACACACUAGGCUACCCUUCUCCGAAAGCUCCGCG
Phalaenopsis equestris is the source of this 269-nucleotide messenger RNA. RefSeq lists its product as uncharacterized. The transcript has 2 exons. NCBI's taxonomy places the organism in Eukaryota, Viridiplantae, Streptophyta, Magnoliopsida, Asparagales, Orchidaceae. The record is from RefSeq and is a predicted model, not a curated record. The annotation marks the transcript as partial.